This is a messenger RNA of Diaporthe amygdali, 1335 nucleotides long. RefSeq lists its product as uncharacterized. Lineage: Eukaryota; Fungi; Ascomycota; Sordariomycetes; Diaporthales; Diaporthaceae. Gene Ontology annotation, biological process: biosynthetic process. Gene Ontology annotation, molecular function: transferase activity. The record is from RefSeq and is a predicted model, not a curated record. The coding region runs from base 1 to 1335 and encodes 444 amino acids. Gene Ontology annotation, cellular component: cytoplasm. The transcript has 4 exons.
AUGUCCCUCCAGAUCCCCCACCGGUCACGGCCCAACGGCGACACCCACGGAGCCACCAAGGCUGUCAUUCUGGUUGGCGGUGCAUCUCGUGGCACUCGCUUCCGACCUCUCUCCCUCGAUGUCCCAAAGCCCCUCUUCGAUGUCGCCGGCCACCCCAUCAUAUACCACUGCCUGACCGCCAUCUCCAAAGUCCCCUCUAUACACGAAGUCUACCUCAUUGGCUACUAUGACGAGUCCGUCUUCCGCGACUUCCUCAAGGAUGCCUCCCACGACUUUCCAAACCUGUCCGUCAAGUAUCUGCGCGAGUACCAGGCUCUAGGCACUGCCGGUGGCCUGUACCACUUCCGCGAUGCAAUCCUCAAGGGCAAGCCCGAGCGCCUCUUCGUCCUCAACUCCGACGUCUGCUGCUCCUUCCCCCUCAACGAGAUGCUCAAGCUCUUCACCGAGAAGUACGCCGAGGCCGUCAUCCUAGGCACACGCGUUAGCAGCGAGGCCGCCACGAACUUUGGCUGCAUUGUUAGCGACAACCACACCAAGCGCGUCCUGCACUACGUCGAGAAGCCCGAGGGCCACAUCUCCAACCUCAUCAACUGCGGUGUCUACCUUUUCAGCACAGACGUCAUCUUCCCCUCCAUUAAGAGCGCCAUCAAGCGCCGCGCCGACCGCCCUCGCCUCGCCAGCUACGCCAGCAACGAGAACCUCGAGAGCUCCUUCAUCCUCGACCAGGAUGACGACGACGACGAGAGCAAGAGCCAGAUCAUCCGCCUCGAGCAAGACAUCCUCAGUGACAUGGCCGACAGCAAGCAGUUCUUUGUGUACGAGACCAAGGAUUUUUGGCGCCAGAUCAAGACUGCUGGCUCCGCCGUGCCCGCCAACGCCCUCUACCUGCAGCAGGCUCGCCAGAAUGGCUCCAAGGAGCUUGCUGAGCCCUCCGCCAACAUCAUUCCCCCUGUGUUCAUCCACCCCACGGCCCACGUCGACCCCACGGCCAAGCUCGGCCCCAACGUCUCCAUCGGCCCUCGGGCUACUGUCGGUCGUGGCACUCGUGUCAAGGAGUCCAUCGUCCUGGAGGACGCCGAGAUCAAGCACGAUGCCUGCGUUAUGUACUCGAUCGUGGGCUGGGGCUGCAAGGUCGGCGCCUGGGCCCGUGUCGAGGGUACGCCCCUGCCGCUGACCAGCCACACAACCAGCAUCGUCAAGAACGGCGUCAAGGUCCAGUCGGUGACCAUCCUGGGCAAGGAGUGCGGUGUCCGCGACGAAAUUCGCGUGCAGAACUGUGUUUGCCUGCCUUAUAAGGAGCUGAAGCGGGAUGUUUCGAGCGAGGUCAUUAUGUAA